This is a messenger RNA of Psilocybe cubensis, 615 nucleotides long. RefSeq lists its product as uncharacterized. The coding region runs from base 1 to 615 and encodes 204 amino acids. The record is from RefSeq and is a predicted model, not a curated record. Lineage: Eukaryota; Fungi; Basidiomycota; Agaricomycetes; Agaricales; Agrocybaceae. Gene Ontology annotation, cellular component: plasma membrane. The transcript is spliced from 5 exons. Gene Ontology annotation, biological process: small GTPase-mediated signal transduction. Gene Ontology annotation, molecular function: GTP binding; GTPase activity; GDP binding.
AUGCCUCCCUCGGCUGUACCCAAAAGGCGAAAGAUUGUUGUUCUUGGUUCUCGUUCCGUCGGCAAGUCCUCGCUUGUCGUCCAGUUCAUCGAGAACCACUUUGUCGACGCAUACUACCCCACCAUCGAGUCUAUCUUUCAAAAGACUCUCAAGUACAACGGCGUCGAAUUUGAAUGCGAGAUCAUCGACACCGCCGGCCAGGAUGAAUUUUCAAUCUUCAACUCCAAACACGCUAUAGGCAUCCACGGCUACGUCCUCGUCUACUCCGUUGCCUCGCGCAACUCGUUCAACAUGGUCCAGACCGUGUACGACAAGAUCAUAGACUUCUGCGGCACGCAGGACGUGCCCUGCGUCAUCGUCGGCUCAAAGACCGACCUGCAGUCCAGCUCUCCCGUUCCCAGCCGCCAGGUCGAACCCAGCGAGGGCGAGCGCCUCGCUCAGCAGAACCACGCCGCUUGGGUUGAAACGAGCGCCAAGAACAACACCAACGUUGACCAAGUUUUCGAACUGUGUCUCGCUGAAAUUGAGAAACGAUCCGAGCGGAACCUCCUCGUGCCCCCAUCUUCAACAACAGCCGCUACUAAAGACAAGGGCUACAGCUGCUGCAUUAUGUAG